AUGAAGGAGGCACUUAGGCUGGGCCUUGAAACACCCGUGGAACCAGAGGUGGCGAUUCACCAAAUGAGAAUGACGCUAACCAGCCGCAACAUAAAAUCUUUGGGGAAGGUAUGUGCUGACUUGAUCAGAGGCGCAAAGGAAAAGAAUCUCAACGUGAAAGGACCAGUUUGGAUGUCUACCAAGACUCUGAGAAUCACUACAACAAAAACUCCUUGUGGUGAAGGUUCUAAGACUUGGGAUCAUUUUCAGAUGAGGAUACACAAACGACUCACUGAUUUGCACAGUCCUCCUGAGACUGUUAAGCGGAUUACUUCCAUCAGUAUUGAGCCAGGAGUUGAGGCUGAAGUCACCAUUGCAGACGCUUAAAUCAACCUCUUUAAUAAAUUAUCAGUUGCUAAAAAGAAAACCUCUAGACUAUACAUGAAAGGCCUGACCCACUCACUCCUAGAUUUUCUAGUUACAUGAGUCAGUAAAUCCCCUUUUUGUUUAAACUGACUUUAGAUUUCUAAUGCCUGAACCAAAAGCAUCUAAACCGAUACGCUAAGUUCCAGCCCCAGAUUUUUGGUCAUUACACUAUUCUGUUUUCUUUAAGACACUCUGGGAUGG
Herpailurus yagouaroundi (jaguarundi) is the source of this 606-nucleotide messenger RNA. Its product is annotated as 40S ribosomal protein S20-like. Gene Ontology annotation, molecular function: structural constituent of ribosome. Bases 1 to 366 code for a protein of 121 amino acids. The record is from RefSeq and is a predicted model, not a curated record. NCBI's taxonomy places the organism in Eukaryota, Metazoa, Chordata, Mammalia, Carnivora, Felidae. Gene Ontology annotation, biological process: translation. Gene Ontology annotation, cellular component: small ribosomal subunit; ribosome. The transcript has 2 exons.